CGCACGAGGGGAAAAGGGGAUAGAGAAAAAGAGAGGGGAGAGAAACCGAGACUGAAAAGUAUUUCUGAUUGUGCAGCAGAGGACGGCUGCCUUUGUCGCGAGGGGAAGGCAAGGAGGGACAGCGGAGAGGACGAGGGGAGAGGACGAGAUUCUCCGAGACAUGACGAGAGAGAGAGAGAGAGAAGCUGUAGGGCAGGCGAGGAGGACGGCCAUCUUGGAGAGCCUGGUGUCACGGCGGGAGAGCAUGGACCAAGCCCGACCUGUAACCCCGAGUCUCUCCGUUUCCACAGGCGGUCGGCCGGCCCACACGGUGCCCGGGGCAUCUGGCCUCAUUGAGGGGAAGGGCGGAAAGUACCAGGAAAGUGGGCGAGGGGAGGCAGCAGCCUGGGCCCUCCCCUCCUGCCCCCUUCCCCCGCCCUCCCCCAGCCUCCUACUCACGGUUGUCGGAUGCCCUCGGACGGCGCAGGUGACCGAGGCGCAAACACGGGCUGCUGCGACAGGCCCUUUGGCGGAAUUGGCGUUAAUGGGGCACAAAGGGACGGCGGAAUAUGUGACACUCUAAUAGAAAGGGAGAAUGGGCGACGCGAGGCCCCUUUGAAGAUAAUCGGAUGCCAUUGUGGAGAUGCAGUGAUUGGGGGCGUGUGCCUGGCUGCUCCCCUCCCCGUGCGGCCCCCUCCCCGGCCGUGCUCCCUCCUCCCCGGGCAGCAGCGGGCACCAGUCAGUCCCGGGGUGACGUCUGCACCGCGCGCCGCCACAGCCACUCCUGCUUCACUCUAAGUGCCAUUGCCACACAACGCAUUAUUCGCGCCGAUCGCCACUCUCCCGUAUAUAAACGUUAUAAGCGGAUGCAAGUGCCGGGCGGAGGCAGGCCGAGCGCAUGAGGAGGGCGGCUGGCGGCCAGUAUGCGUGAACACCUCCCUGGGGUUGGCCAGCCCCUGGGGACGCCUCCGCACCACUGCCGCGCCCAGGAUCCUGCCGCAGGCGACAUCGCCAGGAGCGACUCGUACUCCCUGGCUCGGGGCGGCAAGCUGGUGUCGUCGCGCCCCUGGGCCUCCUCCGGGGCGCAGAUCCUGGUCAACAUGCACGCCCUAGAGGCCAGCGCCAAGGACACGGGCGGUAAGGAGCCGAGACGGCCGCCGUCGUCAGGCACGUCCUCGAGCGACAGUGAGAGCGACUCCGAUUCGAGCGACUCGGACGACACCUCGGAGGACGAGUACGAGGUGCGAGUGACGCGGCGGCCGCCCGACCUCAGCCGCUUCCCGCUGGCCGAGGAGGACGAGGAGCUCGAGCGGGAGCGCUGCGUGAACAACGGUGAGUGUAAGGUCGAAGUGGCGAGUGCGAAGUGCAGUGAGCGGAGGCAGAGUGAGGGCGAGAAAAGACUUCCUGGCGACGGCCACUCGCGCCCACACCUCGCCCAGGAUGCCAGGGAGGGCGCGGGCGACGGGGGCGGAAACGAUAUUGAUGCGAAGAACGACGAGAGUGAUGACGAGGAAGAUGACGAUGAGGAUGAUGACGACGAAGACGAUGAGAGUGAAAGUGACGAGACCGAGAGCACGGUGCGGGCGAGGUUGGGCGCGGGGGCGGAAAGCGGCGGAAAUGAGCCGGGCGAAGGCGGCGGCGAAGGAGCGGCGGCGCCCCCGGAGGAGGACCCCAACGACACCCUCAGCACCCUUAGCGGAGACCUCAGCUUCGACGACCGCGACGUCGUUUCUCCUCCGCGCGAGAAUGGCGUCGCGGCCGCCCAGGAGCUGGAGGCACUCCCUCAGGACGCCGCCGCCCCCGACUCCAUCACGGACUCCCACACCGCCGCCGACGCGGAGACUCCCCGAGCGUCGGAGGAGCGCGUCGCCAGUGAGAGCCGCGUCCCCCCCGAGGGCGAAAGGAGCACGCCGCAGCGCGAGAGUGUCCCCGCCGGCGUCUUCUGCCUAAGUGGCUAUCCCAAACAGGCCUCCUCCGGCCCGGCGCAGGACCCGAGCUCGUCACCAUCCGGUCAAACCCGUCCUCAGCCCGAGCAUGAGUCUGGCAGCGCCGCGGACGCUCCUGGGGAAAUGAAUCAAGUUUGCAAGCGGUCGGCGAGCGGAGGCCAGCACUCCGGCGGGGCAGCCCGCGGCAUGGGGGCUGUGCAGGGUCGUGCUGAGGAUGCCAAGAGUCAGGAGCGUUCUCAGCGCUCCCUCCCGUUCCCUCCUAAGUAUGUAAGUGGCCACUCCCGCGUGGCUCUGCUACGAGGAACCUGGGACCCCUCCGCCUCCUCCUCCGCCUCCCCCCGCCACGAGGGCCACGGUGCUGACAGGGAGCCUCCCAAGCAGCAGCAGCAGCAGCAGCAGGCCCUCGGCGCCUCCGAGGAUGUGCACCUUAAUUCUCAACACGGCCACCAUGCCGCGCCCCCGCAGGCUGCGGCGAGAGCUGAACGCCAGGGCGCCGCCAAAAGCAAGAGCAACAGCACCCUUGGCGACGGGGGCCAUGCCCAACACUCCCGCCAGAGUCUGCAACAAGCAAAGCUUCCGAAACAGAGUAACGCGCAGCACAGCGCACAGGUGUACCAGCUCCAGCAACGACAACAGCAAGUGCAUCAACAUCAGAAGCGUCGAGUGCAACAGCAACAGCAACAGCAGCAGCAAGAGAGCAGACGACAUCACGGUGGCAAGAACGGCGUAGUCAACCCUGCCAACACCACCGCCGCCACCACCAACUCACGCGAGGGAAGGAAUCUGAGGAACGCGCGAUUUUGUUCGUAUAAGAGCGCGAGUGUGCUUGCGUCCGGGCCAUGGAACCCCUGCCCCUGGAGCCCCCGCCCGCUCCCGCCCCAGCCGCCCCUCAGUACCCUGCCGAGAACGGCACGGCAGGGUACCCCGAGGGCAGCGCGGUGGCCCUGACCAGGAUGUUCCCCCUGGACGCCGCCGCCGACAAGAUGUUUCCGAACGAGAACGGCGCCACUGCCGCCUCGCGCCUCUACCACAGCGACGACAGCGCGGUGCGGCGCAUGUACCAGCGGGAGAGCGGCGCCCUCCGCAGGAUGUACCACAGCCUCAGCGACUACGGGAUGUACCCUGCUUACCUGUCCGGCCUGGGGCUCUCCACCAUAGCGCCCAGCGAACCAGGUGAGG
Messenger RNA from Penaeus chinensis, 3104 nucleotides. RefSeq names its product AF4/FMR2 family member lilli-like. NCBI's taxonomy places the organism in Eukaryota, Metazoa, Arthropoda, Malacostraca, Decapoda, Penaeidae. Bases 903 to 2873 code for a protein of 656 amino acids. The transcript has 2 exons. The record is from RefSeq and is a predicted model, not a curated record.